CUGCUAUCAAACGUAACGUUGUACUAUGAUCGGUAAACGUUCCAAUUUAUGACCUGAUUAAACUAGGACGAUAACAGGUGGAACAUAGAUCAGUGUGCACAGGAGAUCGCCCACUUCGGCUGCAGCUGGACAUCCAUCACAUAUACUAAAAAAUGGAACGUAUGCAGGUUGUAUUCGGGCACCUGCCCGGGAGAGUUCAGCCAUCCCCAGUGGCCGGGGCCGGACGUUUUGUUGACAGGCCAGACGACAUCGUAAUAAUCUCUGCCCUAAGGACGCCUAUAGGCAAAGCAAACAGGGGGUCAUUCAAGGAUACGUAUGGAGAUGACCUGUUGUCUGCAGUGUUCCUUGGAGUGAUGAAGGAGGGCAAGGUCUCUCCCCAACAGAUCGGGGAUGUGUGUGUGGGCAAUGUCCAUGAUUCAAAAGAUGCCUUCACUGCUAGAGUAGCCCAGUUCUAUAGUGGAAUCCCAGAAACAGUACCAUUGUAUACAACUAACAGACAGUGUUCAUCAGGACUCCAGGCAUUCAUGAAUGUUGCUGGCUCAAUCAGAAACAAUCAGUGUGAUAUGGGGAUUGGUGCUGGAUUUGAACAAAUGACUAUGAACAAGGGCCUCGACCACUCAUUGAAUCCCAAGUUGUUGGGAGUAGAGAAAGCCAAAAACUGCCUAAUUCCUAUGGGAAUGACGUCUGAGAAUGUAGCAGAAAAAUAUGGAUUGACUCGAGAGGAUCAGGACCAAUUUGCAUUGUUAUCACAGAACAGGGCUGCAGAGGCACAAAGGAAGGGGCUUUUUGAUGACGAGAUUGUUCCUGUUACCACGACGAUCAAGGACAAGGAGGGGAAUGAGACAACAAUCACAGUAACAAAAGAUGAUGGUGUUCGCCCCACCACACUAGAGGGACUACUCAAGUUGAAACCAGCAUUCAAAAAGGGAGGUUCCACAACGGCAGGUAACAGUAGCCAGGUCAGUGAUGGAGCUGCAGCAGUCUUAUUGGCAAAGAGGUCAGAAGCUGUUCGCCUCAAUCUGCCAAUCCUAGGAGUCCUGAGAGGGUAUGCUGUUGGUGGAUGUCCUCCUGAGAUCAUGGGUAUUGGACCAGCAAUUGCCAUCCCAAUGUUAUUAGCAAAGACUGGCUUGACCAAGGAGGAGAUAGAUAUUUUUGAGAUCAAUGAGGCAUUUGCAAGUCAGGCUAAAUACUGUGUGGAUAAACUUGGGCUUCCAUCGGAGAAGGUGAAUCCAAAAGGAGGAGCCAUUGCCCUGGGCCACCCUCUUGGUUGUACAGGUGCCAGGCAAAUCGCUACACUUCUACAUGAACUUAAAAGAAGAGGGAAAAAGUCUUAUGGUGUGGUAUCUAUGUGUAUGGGAACAGGAAUGGGAGCUGCUGCUUUAUUUGAAUACCCUGGUCCUGCGCAGUAAUCCAGCAGAUGAAACACAUCAUCUGUGAUUAUUUAAAGUAUCCAUAUGCAGAGAGAGAGAACUUAAUUUAAUUUGGAAUAAAGAACAAAUUCAACAAUUUUAUUGAGAUUUUAGUGAAGGGAAGGUAAACCUACCUAGUCCAAACACUAAAGGACCCAUACUGGAAUACCAACAUCAUGACAUAUAUUUACCCAGCAUACAGUUCAGCUUAAUCAGAGAAUUCUUCAAUGACAGCAAGGAAAACAUAAAAUGAUGGAAAUUAUUUCGGUGCCAUUGAAAUAGGGUUAAACUGUUCAGUGCCUAUUUAUCUUUAAAUGGACCUAGCAAAAUAGUUCAUUUCAUUUAUAAGGGACACAUGAAGUGUGCAAUGAUUGAGUGUGUGGUUGUAUGAAAACGCAUGAUCAAAGAGGGAAAUGAAAGAUUUGUGUUGAAACUUAAUAAAUUAAAUCAUUCCACUUGAAA
Messenger RNA from Ylistrum balloti, 1871 nucleotides. Its product is annotated as 3-ketoacyl-CoA thiolase B, peroxisomal-like. Gene Ontology annotation, molecular function: acetyl-CoA C-acyltransferase activity. NCBI's taxonomy places the organism in Eukaryota, Metazoa, Mollusca, Bivalvia, Pectinida, Pectinidae. Gene Ontology annotation, biological process: phenylacetate catabolic process; fatty acid beta-oxidation. Bases 153 to 1409 code for a protein of 418 amino acids. The record is from RefSeq and is a predicted model, not a curated record. Gene Ontology annotation, cellular component: peroxisome. The transcript is spliced from 12 exons.